AUAUACGAAAUAGUAAUAUUAAGCAACAUACCCGUUCUAGAAUCGAAAAGACCAACGUAGGAAGAGCGAGGAACCCCUCUUGAAUUAGACACCUUCCUAAGUUCUAUUCUCAAGCCUUCCAAGAACGUCUCGUCGUUGCAAAAUAUAUUCGCGAGUCACAUAAAUUGUGCCGCUUUAUUUCGGUCGGCCAGGCAACUGGCGUAACCAGGCUCAAAGCCGUAACACCGACAGGGAAAGUAAAAAGAACGGCAACAUCAGCCCCGUUUCCCGAACAAGUUCAUCUGAAUAGUCAAAACCCACCCAGGAACCAGGCGGGGGCGCUCCGCCUCCUCAUCAUCCUCGACAGCCCGCGCGCGCGCACCCACUUCAAAGAAAAAGUCCGUCCCCUCCGACUUCCCAAGACAUCGGCAAACUUCGCCCGCAGCAGCGUGCACCCGUGGCAGGGGCGGCGGCACGACUCACUCGAGCAGACAUGUUUACAACGCACGCCUAAAUCAAGCCCUGCCGGGACACAAGCGGAGCGGGCGCGAGGCUCACGUGCAGCGGCUGCAGCGGAAGGCAGCACCCCUGACAACACGGGCGCUGCUGGUCGAGGCCUGCAGUGCGCCGGCGCUUCCCCGCACGGCCGGCGUCGACGUCAGCGGGCGCCCGUGGAGCGGCGGCGCGUCGGACGCUGCGCCUGGGCCAGAGACCCGGGGCAUCGCGAUCGGGCCGGAGAGCGCCGCAGCCCGCUCGAACGGCGAAGAAGACGACGUGCUGCACGCAGCCGGACCCGAACCGAGAGGGCGCAGGAGGGGGGUCGCAGCGGGCAGGCGCAACGGCGACCGUCGUCGAGCUCGGCUCGCGCGGUAGCCACCAGCGACUCGGGGGCCAUGGAUAGCGGCGGCGUCAUCUACCUGGAACAGCAAGCCCUGCAGCAGCCGCAGGUGCCGGCCGCCGUGGCCCCGGCGGCCGUGGUGCCGCCGCCAGUGGUGGUGGUGUCGGCGGCGGCCAGCGGCAAGCCGCCGGCGCCGGCGCCACCCGUGGUGGUGGCGCCCAGUCAGGGGCCGCCGCCGCCUCCCGUGGUGCCCAUCCACCACCCGGCCAUGGGGCCGCACCUGGUGAACGACCAGGCACGCUACUCGAACCCGCCGGGGCACCGCUGGAUGUCGCAGACCACCGCCGCCGCCAGCGUCUCAGAAGGGCUUGACAUUUGUGCCUACAUCCUCACAACAUGCUCGAUACUCAUCAUCGUCGCAACAUUUCCAAUUUCCCUCAUCUUUUGUAUCAAGGUAGUUCAAGAGUACGAGCGGGCCGUCAUCUUCCGCCUAGGUCGAUUGCUUCGCGGAGGUGCAAAAGGCCCAGGUAUUUUUUUCAUCAUUCCCUGUAUCGACACCUAUUGCAAGGUGGACUUGAGAACAGUAUCAUUCGAUGUUCCUCCACAGGAGGGCCAGGCGGACGCCUUCCGGGCAGAUACGACGCCGGCCUACCUGUCAGCCUACGUGCCGACCGAAGCCAAGCCUCCCCCGCCGCUUGCGGACGAUGUCUACUACGGGGUGCCGCCGCUCACUCUCUCCUACGCUUGGAUCCUGUCCAAGGACUCGGUGACAGUGGCGGUGGAUGCCGUGGUGUACUACCGCAUCAGUAACGCCACCAUUGCCGUUUCCAACGUUGAGGACUACGGACACUCGACCCGUCUGCUCGCCGCCACCACGCUCCGCAACGUGCUCGGCACCAAAAACCUGUCGGAGAUCCUCUCCGAGAGGGAGUCCAUCUCGCACGUCAUGCAGGCAAGCUUAGACGAGGCCACAGAUCCCUGGGGUGUCAAGGUGGAGAGAGUCGAAAUCAAAGACGUACGCCUUCCUGUGCAACUACAGAGGGCCAUGGCGGCUGAAGCAGAAGCGGCCCGAGAAGCCCGGGCGAAGGUGAUAGCCGCCGAGGGCGAGCAGAGGGCUUCACGCUCGCUCAAGGAAGCCGCCGAAGUGAUCGCCGACACGCCAUCAGCGCUCCAGCUGCGCUACCUACAGACCCUGGCGUCGAUUGCGGCGGAAAAGAAUUCGACCAUCGUGUUCCCUAUACCGAUGGAGCUGUUCUCGGGCUUCAUCACCAGCGACCAACGCCCCUACUCCGAUCGUCACGGAAGCCACGGCGCCAGCGACCUCAAGAAGGACCUAGAGGCUGCCGCAUAGCAGAGGGCCCGCCAAUCCCGCUCCCAGAGCCUGUUCUGGGGCGGGACAGGCGCCAGGCGGCUCUCCCUCAUCCUCGCGCCUCCCCUGCGCCUGGGCGGAGGCGCCAAGUCCCCGCCGGCCUAGUCACAGGCCCGACAUCCGAGCUCCCGGGUUCCGCCUGGGGCUCUGUCGCGCAGCUGGUGGGUCGACGGAUGCAGAGACCGAGGCUAGGCACUCACAGGAGGCCCGUCUGACGAGGACCACGCGAUGCGCGCAGAGUCCGGGCCGCGAUCCAGGCGAAGACCAGACAGGUCUUCGAAUAGAUGGCGCCAGACAUUCAGGUUUCAGCGUUGUCCCGCGAUGGCUGACCUGUGGGGCGGGCGCGCGUGCAACAGCAGUCGUUGGAUCGGCGCUGCAUCCAGACUUCGGUCAAGAUUAAAAAAAAAAUGACCAGCAGAUGUAGACGAAUCUCAAGCUCAGAGAGGGCCUCUCCGGGCCAUUUGGACAAUGUGUCUGGGAUGAUGAGCAUUGCUUGUUGGGGAGCUGUAGGCUGGUUGACGAAGGAAGGCGGACCGCGAUGGGACAAGCAAGGACGUGUCGUUCUGUACCGCGAGGUAUAUUGAGAGGUCAUGAAGAGACCUAGACGUUGGCGGUAGAAUCAUAAA
Molecule: messenger RNA, 2812 nt
Organism: Ixodes scapularis (black-legged tick)
Lineage: Eukaryota; Metazoa; Arthropoda; Arachnida; Ixodida; Ixodidae
Product: band 7 protein AGAP004871
Exons: 9
Coding region: 873-2168 (431 amino acids)
Cellular component (GO): plasma membrane
Source: RefSeq, a predicted model, not a curated record